This is a messenger RNA of Desarmillaria tabescens, 1525 nucleotides long. RefSeq lists its product as uncharacterized. Bases 155 to 1261 code for a protein of 368 amino acids. Gene Ontology annotation, cellular component: cytoplasm. Lineage: Eukaryota; Fungi; Basidiomycota; Agaricomycetes; Agaricales; Physalacriaceae. Gene Ontology annotation, molecular function: saccharopine dehydrogenase (NAD+, L-lysine-forming) activity. The transcript has 4 exons. The record is from RefSeq and is a predicted model, not a curated record.
UGCUCUUCUCCACCACCUCGCAAGGACCUGACAUGAAAUAGGUAGCAGUACUUUGAAUCUGAUCGAAAUCAUUUUAUGUACGGCCGAUCGAGUCAGGAAUGAGUCAAGGAAUCGAGUCACAAUUUUUUCUCAACCACCUGCCAUCUCAUCCAAAAUGUCCAAGCCCAGUCUCUGGCUCCGCUGCGAAAAAAAGGAGUUCGAACGCCGAACUGCAUUGACCCCAGCUACGACCAAAAGGCUUAUCGAUGCCUGUUUUGAAAUCUUUGUCGAACGGGACGAACAGAGGAUUUUUGUUGACUCAGAAUACGAAGCUGUUGGAUGCAAACUGGUGGACAACAAUUCUUGGCCAUCGGCACCGGUAAACGUCCCAAUCAUUGGAUUGAAAGAGCUCCCCGUGUCCACAGACCCUAUCCCGCAUAGUCAUAUCCAGUUUGCUCAUUGUUACAAGCAACAAGAUGGGUGGAUCGACGUUUUGUUGCGUCUUCACUGCGGGGGAGGUACUCUGUAUGACAUAGAGUUCCUGACCGACGCCAAUGGCCGUCGAGUCGCAGCCUUUGGCUAUCAUGCUGGGUUCGCAGGGGCUGCUGUUGGUGCUCUCGCGGUGGCAUCGCGGAGAAAGGGCGAAAAGCUUGGACACCUCAAGUCCUUCGAGAGUGAAGAUGCGAUGAUUAACGCUGUCAAGACUGCCUUGGGUGGGAGUGGCAAAGGUGUUAAGGCCCUGGUCAUUGGCGCUAUGGGACGGUGUGGACGCGGCGCGGUUGACCUCUUCAGAAAGAUUGGUUUGGAUGAGGACGAUAUUCUCAAGUGGGACAUGGCGGAAACGGCCAAAGGCGGCCCCUUCUCUGAGAUUCUUGAUGCCGACAUCUUCGUCAACUGCAUCUAUCUCAGCUCCAAGACUCCCUCGUUCUUGACUCGUGACCAGCUCAUCUCUGCUGGGAAGGGACGGCGGUUAUCGACAGUCGUCGAUGUUAGCUGCGAUACUACCAACCCCUUCAACCCGAUCCCUAUAUACACAAUCAACACGACGUUCUCUGAGCCCACUGUUCCUGUCGACGUUGGGGCUGAAAAUCCGCCUCUGUCCGUGAUAUCUAUUGAUCAUCUCCCUUCCUUGCUUCCAAGAGAGGCCUCAGUGCAGUUCAGCUCGGACCUUUUCCCCUCCUUGCUCCAGCUUCCCGAUCGGGAGACUGCACGAGUAUGGACUGAGGCCAAGGCACUCUUUGACAAGAAGGUCGCGGAGGCUAUCAAAGAGGCUAAGCUAUAGACGCAUGAGAAGGAGUAAAACACAACGUGUGCUAUAGAUAAGUAGACCAGCUGAUAAUUAUCAUACAACAGAGCACAUAUGACAGUAGUACUGAGAUCGGAAUAUCCUAAAAUCUUACCGCUCCUAUACUCUUCAGCGCACAGCGCAAGGAAAUAAUUUAAACACCAAAAACACUACGAGACCCCGGUGCGAAAAGAUCAACUCUCCUUCAGCAUUAAACAUCCCUCGAUCACACGUCCACCACGUGAGUCGGCGGCCUCAUCU